Cylindrotheca closterium is the source of this 1779-nucleotide messenger RNA. The record is from the annotation of a GenBank genome assembly. Lineage: Eukaryota; Bacillariophyta; Bacillariophyceae; Bacillariales; Bacillariaceae.
AUGACCACUUUCUUUACGUAUUUCGGGGGAAAGCAAGAUGAACGAAUUCCCAUGGAAGUGGAAAGGCUUACCAUCGAUCCUGCGGUCCAAGACUUGCCAGCUGAAUGUUGCAAGAAGCGUCUGAAGCUGAAGCAAGUCACCUUCACUGAAUCGUCCGAAGCUGAAGGAGGGGGUCUGAAAACCAUUGGAAGAAAUGCCUUUCGAUCUUGUCCUGCCUUGGAAACGAUUACGCUACCUUCCACUGUGCAAGUCAUUCAAGGGUACGCCUUUGGAUUUUGCUCGGCACUAAUGGAGGUUCACUUUCCUGAAGGAUUGAAAAGGAUUGAAAGACGAGCAUUCUUCACUUGUUCCGCCUUGCAAGCAGUUACGAUCCCCUCUUCCUUGGAAAUGAUUGAAUCCUACACAUUUCAUUCUUGUAGCGCCUUGAGGGAAGUGGACAUGUCGAACGCGUUGCUGACCAGGAUCGGCACUUAUGCCUUUCAUUCCUGUUCGUCAUUGGAAAGUAUCAAGGUUCCCAAAACAGUCGAGAUCAUUGAUGAGUAUGCCUUUCUUCGAUGCCGGUCUUUGGCGAAUGUUCAUCUGUGCGAAGGACUGAAAGUUCUUGGGCCCGGUGCUUUUUCUGGCUGCCGUUCCUUGUCCUCCAUCAAGAUUCCUUCCACGGUCAAAGUCAUUCGAGUUCAUACCUUCUUUGAGUGUAAAUCACUCAAAGAGAUUGAGAUACAAGAAGGAACUGUCGAAUUGGGAGAACACGCGUUCGAAAAGUGUACCUCCUUGAAGGCAAUGGCAUUGACAAAAUCCAUCCAAUCGAUUGGCUUUUGCGCGUUCAAUCGAUGCGAAAGCUUGAUUUCCAUUGAACUUCCUGCUCCUCCUACUGCUGCUACUGCUACUACUCUAGCUGACGAUGAGUUGUGGAUCCAAGAAGGGGCCUUUCACGAAUGUCAUUCAUUGGCAAACAUUUGCUUGCCACGACCGCCCAAGAAUUAUAAUGAACAAGACCAGCAAAGCAGCAGCAGCAGCAGCAAGAUUCAUUACACGUGCUUUGACGAAUGUCAUUUGCUACAAGAGGAAUAUGGAGUUGAAAAUACCGUACUCGGACUAUCCUCUCGAUUCAAUGCCUAUCCCGUUCACAAGCUCUGUUAUUAUGCCUCCUCUACGACUCCGGAGGCAUUGAAACAGCAAAUGAAGGCAAUGGACUGGAAUCAAGAGAACCGACAAAUCGAGCAACAAGCCUACCAGCAAGACCUUACAGAUCCAUUUGGAAUGACCCCGUUCCACAUUUUAUUCUCGGCGGCCAAGUGCCGGAAAGACUUGCUGCAGAUUCUUUUGGAGGAAUGUCUGGUCAACAUGCUCGAUUGGAAGGAUAAAAGUGGAAACCUAGCGACGGACUUCUUGGGAUGCAUAUGGACCGAGUCGUGGAGAUCCAUGUUUCAAAUGGUACUUCAAAAAUGGAUGGUAGACUCCAUAUCCAGUUGGGGUCUAGAGCGAUGGAGGCAUGACAUGACAGCUCGUGUAAAUGCCAUAUAUGAGGUAGAUGACAGAGCCGAGAGAGAAGAAAUGAUUCUCAAUACCCGUGCCGUACUUGAAGGAUAUGCCAAUCUAGAGAAAACUAGCCUACUGGAGUUGGCUCUGUGGAAAUUUGAAAUGUCGUUGGCAAGCAACAAGAAUAAUGAUGAUUCGUCACUAAAUGGAUCAGCAGCAGGUGUGGACCGCGAGGUUGCUCGAACGACAUGUGGAGCCUCCUUUGUGCUGCCAAAUAUAGUGACAUUUUGGAAAUCCUAA